Racocetra persica is the source of this 432-nucleotide messenger RNA. Lineage: Eukaryota; Fungi; Glomeromycota; Glomeromycetes; Diversisporales; Gigasporaceae. The record is from the annotation of a GenBank genome assembly.
GGUAAUCAGCGGGACCCUCAAAUAGUAAACUCUCAAAUAUAUGUGGAUGUAGAUAGCGAUUAUACAAUGCAACAACAGUCCACUUUUAACGGUCAACAAAUGCAACCUAUCGUCGAUAAUAGUGGUGAACAAAUUAAUCUUAUUUGUGACGAUAUUAAAAACCAAAAUUUUAUUAAUUCACAUGAUUAUAUUCCUCCAAAAAAACGUCGUAUCCAGGCUAUUCAAGAAGCCUCGAAUAAUCUAACAUCUCAGCACAAUAUUUAUCUUCAAGUUGCCAAUAAAAAUCUUGAAGAAUAUCGAUCCAAGAUGAAGCACCAAAUGCACAAAAAAUAUAACAUUCAUGAAUGUGUUUAUGAAGCUGGUGAUUUAGUAAAAAUUCAAGUUGCCAAAAUUGACCAUGGCCCUGGUGAUCAUUGCGCACUUCCUUGCAAG